Molecule: messenger RNA, 1413 nt
Organism: Gongylonema pulchrum
Lineage: Eukaryota; Metazoa; Nematoda; Chromadorea; Rhabditida; Gongylonematidae
Source: the annotation of a GenBank genome assembly
GUUCUUGGUUUCAACCCGCGGCAGCGACGAGCUUUUUACAAUGCAGUGAUGCGAUGGGGCAUGCCUCCACAGGACACGUAUCAGUCGCAGUGGCUUGAAUUCGAAGCUUGUAAUGGGGAAUGGUCGAUGCCAGAAGUGCGCGAAACAAUGGCGCAGACACUGGAUGGAGAAAGGGAGGGCUAUUUAAGUAAGGCUGGCUCAAAAACAUCAAGUCGAAGUAAUACACCCGGUUUGAAAGAAGGUGCUGUUUCAUCAGGCGAAAACGCCGAUUCAAAAGUGGGCGAUGCGAAGCGCGAUGACGAGGGAGCACGGCCUGUAAAAAAAGAAAGCGAAUCAACAAAAGUGAUCAGAUCGAAGGGUCCACGGCCCUCUUUCAAAUUCAAUAUUGCCGAUGGUGGUUUUACGGAGUUGCAUACGCUUUGGUUGAAUGAGGAAAAAGCUGCCGUGCCUGGCAACGAAUUUGAAAUAUGGCACCGUCGACACGAUUAUUGGCUUUUGGUCGGAAUAAUCACAUAUGGCUAUGGCCGAUAUCAGGAUUUGCAGAAUGAUCCCCGCUUCGCUAUUAUCAAUGAACCUUUUGUUUCGGAGCAGGGGAAAGGCAAUUUCCUAGAAAUAAAAAAUAAGUUCUUGCAGCGCCGAUACAAGCUUUUGGAACAGGCGCUUGUGAUUGAGGAACAAUUGCGGCGAGCAGCUUACCUGAAUUUAUCUCAGACCAAUGCAGAUGGCACACAGCAGCUGAAUGAGCGUUUUGCGGAUAUCGAAAGCUUGGCGGAAAGCCACCAGCAUCUCUCCAAAGAAAGCUCCCAGGGCAACAAAAACGCAACUGUUGUACUGCAUAAGGUUCUGAACCAACUGGAGGAGUUACUGUCGGAUAUGAAGGCAGAUGUAUCACGGCUGCCUGCAACUCUCGCUCGACUGCGACCGGUAACGGAGCGUUUGGGCAUGACCGAGAGGGCUAUAUUAAGCCGGUUGACGACGCGCGAUCCAGAAGCUGCAUCAGGUAAAAGUCCAUUACCUCCGCCUGGUCCAUUUGUGACGCCCACACUGGGACAACAGCUUGCUGGAAUUCAACCCAAAUUUGCUGCGUUAUCAAGGCUCUCCGUGAACGAUACAUCCAGCGAAGUGAAAAAAGAACGUGUUCAAGAAGAAGGCGAAAAAAUUAAGAAAGAAAAGGAGCAAGAGAAAAACACCAAAAAGGAGGAGCAAAAAGACAUGACCUUUUCAGAAGAUGUGGCUGUUGAGAGUGUGGAAAUGAAGGACGAGACGAAUGGGGGCACAGCAGAAGAUGAGCCCAUGGAUUGCUCGGUCUCUGCAGUUGCUUCCACAGCUGAGAAAGCAGAAGAAAUCGAGGAAAUGCCGGUGCAGUCGAAGGCUGAAGUGCAGGACGCAGAAAUGCCCGAUGCAAGCGCAUGA